AUGUGGGCCCGGCGGCGGGCACAGCGCGGCGGGCACAGCGCGGAGGAGCUGCGGGUGCGGCGGCGGGAGCGAGAGGCAGCUCUGCGCAGGGCCCGGCGGCAGCAGCAGCUGGUCAGCAAGCGGCUCCUGCGGGAGGACAGCGCCGCCCACGAGGGGACACAGGAUGGAGCAGACACCGUGCCAGACCCGCUCUCAGAGGAUGAGGUUCUGGAGCUGCUCAGGGGUGUGCAGAGGGGUUCGGAGGACAGGAGGCGAUGGCUCGGCCGCCUCCGCUGGGCUCUGCAGAACGAGGACACUCAGCAGAAGUUUGUCAGGUUGGACGGCAGCAUCCGAACGCUCACCGGGCUCUUCACCAGCAGCCUGGCUGAGCUGCAGCUGGAGGCUGCCCGCUGUCUGCACGAGCUGUCCCACUCCAGUGUCCCUGCUGUGGCCGAGGCCUGCCUGCCUGUCACCUCCUACCUGCUCACCUACCUGUCGGGACACAGCCUGGAGCUCACGGAGCUGUGUUUGUACACACUGGGGAACCUCGUGGUAGAAAGUGAGGCUGUGAGGAAGCAGCUGCUGCCUCAGGGCAUUAUUCCAGUGCUGGCAUCCUGCAUCCAGUCCCCUCACGAGGCAGUGCUGGAAGGUGUGGGCUAUGUCCUCUCACAGCUCCUCCAAGCCAAGGAAGCACCCACAGAGAUCAUCCCGCUGGUCCUGGACUCAGCUCUGCCCCAGCACAUGCUCCAGCUGGUCUGCUCCGGCCUCAAGGCUGCCAUGGGAGCAGCUGUGGAGUUUGCCUGGUGUCUCCACUACAUCAUUUGUAGGCACAAGGACAACGAGCUGCUGCUGGCCCUGGGGGCUGUGCCCGCGCUCACCUCGCUGCUGCUCGAGCUGGCUGCACAAAUCCCCCCGGAGGCUCCCGAGGGCCUGGAGCUGCUGGUGUGCCCCGUGCUGCGGUGUCUCAGUAACCUGCUGGCACAGACAGACAGCCAGGGCCCGGACACACGGCUGCUCAUCGCCCUGUUCCUCAUCCUGCAGUGCUUCCUGCAGCAGCACCCCUUCCUCCUCCACGAGUGCCUCUGGCUGCUCAACAACCUCACAGCGGAUGAUCCCUCCUGCUGCUCUGCUCUGCUCUCCCUGGACCUGCUGCCAGCCCUGCUGCAGCUCCUGACGUGUUCCCAGAUGGGCACAGUGCUGGUCCUGACUGUGCUGUGCAACGUGGCACAGAAGGGACAGUUCCAGUGCCAGCAGCUGCUCCAGCAGCCCCUCCUGGCCCAGCUCCUGCCCCUGCUCACACUGCCUGACCCUGAGGCUGUGGGGCAGUGCCUGGAGCUGCUGCACCUCCUCUUCCUGCACUGCCCAGAGGCUGCUGCUGAGUUCACCAGGCAAGGUGGGCACCAGGCCCUGGAGCAGCACCAGGGCACUCCAGAGCUGCAGGAGCGGGCACAGGCACUGCUGGACAUGGUCAGGCAGCCCCCAGGAGCCCCCAGUGCCUGCCAGGCCACACUGGCUGCCUCCUCCUAGGCCUCACCCUCUCCCUUCCCUCUCCUGAACUGCCAGGGGAGGAAUAAACU
This is a messenger RNA of Melospiza georgiana, 1556 nucleotides long. It is a transcript of the gene TMCO6, whose product is annotated as transmembrane and coiled-coil domains 6. NCBI's taxonomy places the organism in Eukaryota, Metazoa, Chordata, Aves, Passeriformes, Passerellidae. Gene Ontology annotation, molecular function: protein binding. The transcript has 12 exons. The record is from RefSeq and is a predicted model, not a curated record. Bases 1 to 1506 code for a protein of 501 amino acids.